AAUCGCUGUCCUGCCUCCUCCGGCAGUGCUGAAGCUAUUGUCUUGACUCCAUCGUGGCUCGCUUUUUCUGCCUCUGCCUCUGCUUCUGCGUCCGAUGCCUUCUUUGUUUCUGGUGCUCUUCUUCUGACCUUGUCUAAAUGACUUAUCAGUCCAUAAAACCGGAGUGAGAAAAUCGGCCCGUUAAGAAAGCCCAAGAGAGUGGAUCACCCACCAAGAUGGAUGACUUGUCCAAGAGCCAGAUGUUUGUGAUUCAUGGUGUUGCUGCAGUUGGCUCUGUGGCUUUUGCUUCUGCUCUCACAUAUCCCCUCGACACCAUGAAAGUCCUCACUCAGGUUGCUUCUAGUUCCGGUAAACAAUUGAAUGCUGCCGAGCUCUUGCUUAGAAUUCUCACUCUCUCUGGUCAUUCAGGUCUGUUUAGUGGUUAUGGAUCAUUAGCAUUUGGAAGGGUUCUUGGUCUUGGAGCUCGAUUUGGGGUCUAUGAAAUCAUCACUGCCUUUUAUAAGGAUGGACUGGAAGAUAAUUAUGUCUCUGCUUCUGAUGCUCUUUUGGCUGGAAUGGCAGCUGGUGCUGUAGAGGCUUUGAUAAACUCUCCGUUUGAACUUAUCAAGCUUCGUGAACAGGUUUCCUCAGCUUCAUACAUUCCGAACUCUACUUUUGCUUUGGAAAAGGGAGCCCAACCACCUUUAAUUUCAAGAUUACUGAGUGGCUGUUAUCCUGACAAGAGAUCCUUGAACCAAUAUAUCGGUCUCAUCUCUACCCUAUCUACCAAAAAUACUAAUGUGACAAGUGCAUUGCUGGAGUAUCCUUGGAUGAUGACAGGAUCUGGGAAGCCACCAUCAGUUUGCAACGUCAGAAGGCCAUCUGAUAUUAUAUCAUUGGAAGGAUGGGGCGCAUUAUGGAGAGGUCUUCGUUCGGGAAUUGCUCGAGAUUCUGUGUUUGGUGGUGUAUUUUUCUCAGGCUGGCAGUUUCUGCAUCAAGCAAUGCUUGAUUGGAAGGCUGUAGGGAUGGAUCCUCCUCCCAGGUCAGAUGAAGAAGUUGGUCCAUUGUCUCCUUUAUUUGUUAGUAUUGCUGCUGGAUUGUCAGCUUCAGUUGCUGCUGCGGCUUCUCAUGCCUUUGAUACUACAAGAACUAGAUCACAGUGCACUGUGCUACCAAAGUACGUUUCAAUGGAGAGAAGGCUCCUGAAGUGGAAACAGCCAGGAAACAAGUUUGAAAGAUAUACCGGGAUCCAUCCUUCUGACAGGAAUCUAUUGUUCCGUGGUCUUCGGUGGCGGAUGGCUCGCUCUGGGCUUGCAUCAUUCAUGAUUGUAGGAAGUUAUUUCUUCGCUGUUGAUCAUCUUGCUUCUAAUUUGACUUGAGUUCCUGUUAAAAUGCCUAGUACUUUUUCUUUCUUCCUAAGAAUAACAUGAUCUGUGCCGCUGUGUACUAGUAAAGGGAAAUAGAAGCAGAUAUUUCUUCAUAAUUACCAUAGUUGAAUAGGAUAUUGAAAUAGUGAAAUGAAUUAUUUACUUUGAUGAUCAACAGAUUGAAAGAAAGAGAAAAAGACUGCAUGUUGUUUACUGCACAUAAAACUGAUUCUUGUGAGUUGAGGGAUUUGCAUGUGGAACAUGUUUUCCUUUCCAGAUUUUGUACCUUUUCAAUGACCGAUAAUCAAAUAAGAUUAAAUGUAUAUUUUCCCC
This is a messenger RNA of Arachis duranensis, 1679 nucleotides long. Its product is annotated as mitochondrial arginine transporter BAC2. The transcript is spliced from 8 exons. Gene Ontology annotation, biological process: transport. Gene Ontology annotation, molecular function: transmembrane transporter activity. The record is from RefSeq and is a predicted model, not a curated record. Bases 216 to 1358 code for a protein of 380 amino acids. Lineage: Eukaryota; Viridiplantae; Streptophyta; Magnoliopsida; Fabales; Fabaceae.